ACAUCAUUUCUCUUUCUACUCUCUCUCGCUUCUUCACUCACUCGGGUCCUUAAAAAUCUCUCUCUCUUUCUCUCUCCUCUGUGUCUUCUCCUUCUACUCUUUCUCAUUCUCCCUCCGGCGCGUCUCUGUUUGUUUUAGGGUUUUUCGAUUUAUUUUUUGUUCCAGAUUUUUUUUUUCAUUCACGAGGUCGAGGAAGAAGAGGAAGUAAAAUCAAAUCAAAACUCCCAUAGAAAUGGAAAAGAAACAAGGUUUUUUCUCAGCACUACGAGAUGAAGUCGUGAGAGGUCUUUCGCCUUCUCGCUCCAGACCACGUUCUCGCUCCGCGAGCCCAUCCCGCUCCAAUUCAGCUCUUCUCUGGGGUCGGAAGAAACUUAUGGCAAGCUCCGGCUGUAGCGGCGGCGGCGGAUAUUACUUAGCGGCGCAACCAGAGCCUAUGGUUGGAAGAUCCGGGAGCUUAAGACCUGUAAUGGAAGGUCCUGAUCCUGACGAUAAUGAUGGAGGUGGAGGUGAGAUUUCAGGGGAUCCGAAACGACUCGGGUCGGGUCUAGGUCACUGGGUCAAGGGUCAGUUGUCACGUGCUCCCUCCGUGGCUUCCACGUCGACUUAUCGGAGGUCCGAUUUGAGGCUUCUCCUCGGCGUCUUGGGAGCUCCUCUCGCACCCGUUCACGUCUCUUCCUCCGAUCAUCUGUUGCUUCGUCUCACCCUCAAAGAUACCUCUAUCGAAGCAUCAUCUGCUCAGUACAUUCUGCAACAGUACACGGCGGCUUGCGGUGGCCAGAAGCUACAAAACUCCAUUAAAAACGCUUAUGCUAUGGGUAAGCUCAAGAUGGUAACUUCAGAGCUCGAAACUCCCACGAGAACAGCUCGAAAUCGAAACCCGACAAAGUCCGAAACCGGUGGGUUCGUUCUCUGGCAGAUGAAUCCAGACAUGUGGUACGUUGAGCUCUCUGUUGGUGGUAGUAAGGUUCGUGCUGGCUGCAAUGGCAAGCUCGUCUGGCGACACACUCCUUGGCUUGGUUCGCACACUGCUAAAGGACCCGUCAGGCCUCUUCGCCGUGCACUUCAGGGACUUGAUCCGAGAACUACUGCGACCAUGUUUGCUAAUUCGAAAUGCGUUGGAGAGAAGAAAGUGAAUAGUGAAGAUUGUUUCAUUCUGAAGCUAUGCUCUGACCCUGAAACGCUAAAGGCGAGGAGUGAAGGACCAGCAGAGAUCGUAAGACACAUCCUUUUCGGUUACUUCAGCCAAAGAACAGGGCUUUUAGCUCAAAUCGAGGAUUCUCAGUUGACCCGGAUCCAAACUAACGGUGGUGAUGUGGUUUACUGGGAAACCACGAUCAACUCGUCUCUGGAGGAUUACAAGCAAGUCGAAGGGAUCAUGAUUGCUCACUCUGGACGCUCUGUUGCUACCCUUUUCAGAUUCGGGGAAGUCGCCAUGAGCCACACGAGGACCAAGAUGGAGGAAAGAUGGAGCAUUGAAGAAGUCGCUUUCAAUGUUCCCGGUCUGUCUCGAGACUGCUUUAUCCCACCGGCUGAUCUUCGGUCUAGUUCUCUAACCGAGGCCUGCGAGUACCCGGAUCAAGAGGAGAAAGGCAAGAGCUUGGCUGCAACAGCUCAUAGAGCUAAAGUUGCUGCCUUGGAGAAAGGAAGGUUCGACGGUAAUGAUGUCUGAGUUUAAGAUGCAAUAUGUUCAUAGUAAAUGCUGAUAACAAGACUCAAGCCUUGAAACCAAACUAACUAACAGCUUUUGUUUAGGAGCUCAUAUAUUAGGAGUUUGAUUACACGAUUGUUUUCUUUCGGUUUCCUUUUUAUUCUUUUUUUUGCUUUUUCGCCUUCAGUAUUUGAGUAAGGUGAUGGGAUUUGAUUGAUCUUGAUGGCGGCAAGAGAAGUAGAAUUGCUGCUUACAUGUUGAAUUUGAUUUCAAUGGAAGUAUUCAUGAUUAGCUUGUGAAUUU
Thlaspi arvense is the source of this 1951-nucleotide messenger RNA. NCBI's taxonomy places the organism in Eukaryota, Viridiplantae, Streptophyta, Magnoliopsida, Brassicales, Brassicaceae. The record is from the annotation of a GenBank genome assembly.